This is a messenger RNA of Gongylonema pulchrum, 555 nucleotides long. Lineage: Eukaryota; Metazoa; Nematoda; Chromadorea; Rhabditida; Gongylonematidae. The record is from the annotation of a GenBank genome assembly.
AUGGUGAUGAGACAACUGCAGCGGACAGAACUCUGCCUCAAAGAAGUAAAGCAUUUUGAGGUGGAUGUAAGCACUGACUUCAAUUCGCUGUACAAACCGGAAGCAUUCGGCCAUCCGACACGAACAUUGAAUCGAUCAGCAGAUGAAAAUGAAAUUCAUGUUGGCGAAAAUAUUGGAGCAGCAAUACCAAGUAAAGGAGUUGAUUUUGUUGUUAAGCAAGACGAGGAGAUACGAGAAAUUGGGAAUAUUUUGGAAAUUGCUCGUCAGUUAACGAAAUCAUUCUCACCGAUAUCACCGACGGGAAGCACGGGCAAGAAGUUGGCCUCAAAAGAACCCGAUGAUCUUGCACUCAAAUUUGUGAAAUCUACAUCAUCCUUAACACUGGAGCGUAAAAUUGGUGAAGUUUUGAAAUGAAUCUUUAUCCUCUGUGGCGAAAAUCUGCCAUUUGUAUUACCAAGUUGGCAUGAAUUGAAUGUAUCCGUGCAACAGAAAGUAGAAGCAGAAGUGACAGCAGUUGGUGGGAGCGAAUUGGACUUCGAAAUUAUUGAUGAUGCU